Molecule: messenger RNA, 1099 nt
Organism: Hevea brasiliensis (rubber tree)
Lineage: Eukaryota; Viridiplantae; Streptophyta; Magnoliopsida; Malpighiales; Euphorbiaceae
Product: GSH-induced LITAF domain protein
Exons: 3
Coding region: 486-890 (134 amino acids)
Molecular function (GO): zinc ion binding
Source: RefSeq, a predicted model, not a curated record
AGGCAAAAGUUGAAUUGAAUUUUCCUUUUUUUGGACUAAUGGGGGAGACAUGUCGAAGUGGAAGCUUCCUCGUUCAUUCCAAUUUGGAUUUUUAAGAAUUUUCUGUUAUGGAAAAUUUUUAUCGUUUUCCUUUUGCAUCUUGACUCAACAUUGAUGAAGACCUUGGUCACAGGCAUUAACAGUGAGAGGUGAAGAAUGCAGCUUCCUGGUUCGUGCCUUCCAAGUCAAUUCUCUGGAAAGAAAACGACAUUUCGUUUGUUUCAAGAAAUAAUUAUUAAUUUCUUAUGCACACAAACCAAUCAUAUUUAGAGCCUGCCUUGAACGUCAAUAACUUUGCUUAAUUAUAAAACGCGGCUUUAUUUUCUUUGUUCUUCCCACCUCCAUCGGUCAAUCAACAUCCUAUUGUUCAUUAAUUCAUUUGAAGAAUCAAUCUUGCCUCCUCCGUCUGUCUCCAAUCCAAGAAAAGCUUCACAAAAGCAUAAGCAAUGGGCCAAAAAGAUGAGCCUGCCAUCGGGGUUCCUUACUACGCCGGCCAGAACCCGUACCAAGCCGGAGCCAUCCCACCAAACGCUGUCUUCGGCGAUCCAAAGGGAAUUCCGAUUCAACAGACGAUGUAUCGGGACACUCCUGCUCCGUUUAACUGCACUUUCUGUGGUAAUUCUGGACUUACUGUCGUCAGAUCAAAACCUAGUCUGGCAGCUGUUGUCGGUUGUAUGAUGCCAUUUAUGCUUGGAAUAUGCUUUCUUUGCCCUUCGAUGGACUGUCUCUGGCAUAAAUAUCACUAUUGCCCAAGCUGCAAAGAAAAAAUUGCGGACUUUGAGAAACCAGAUCCUUGUUUAGUCAUGGAUCCUCCCCAGUGGACACAGCAGAGCUUUGCAUUGCCUGCAUGAGCUGAUUAUUUUCUACUGUUCUUGGAUGAAAUUAUAUGCUUGUCCUGUGCCUUGCCAUUUUUUUUGCUGUACUUCCGAGUUACCUAGUGUGAGCAAGGAAUUGAAUUGUAAAGAGAGACUGGUGGUAGUACAUAUAUAUUUUUAGAAUGGUGUGAUCUGCUGUCUAUAAUUUCUGAAAAAGGCAUUUUAUUAAGUGUUCUUUUUUUUUU